UCAAUUUUAUCUUUUCGUUUUCCGUUUGUUAUGUGAAAAGCAUUGAAAAUUUUAAACCUUUACAUUUAAGGCCCUUAAUGCUUUGAAACCCGGACAAUGCUUAGUUAAUUUGUAAGCUUUAUCGUUAUCAAACCUCUAGUCAGUAUGAUAUUUUUAUCUACCUAUUCCCAUUUUAAUUGUCUGACUUUAUAACAUUUUAUUUUAUAAAGUAGAAUUUAAGGUUUACAAUAACGCACAAUGAACGCCAAGCAGGAUUCCAGCGAUUCCAACGAUUUGGAACAAAACAAAGCUUUUGAAAAACUUAAUUUAUCGGACUGCACAGGUACAAAAUCAAAAUUUCCUCCUCCGCCUAGACUAGCUGUAAGCGCCAAUAACUCUUAUUGCUGCUCGUCUCAGUCUGAUAGCUCUACAAACAGUAUUACUUGGGGAUCAAAUGUUUCGGUAAAAAAAUACAGAAGAAGACCAGGUUUUGCAAGAAAACUACCACCUAUGGGCAUAUUUUGGGACAUUGAAAAUGUUUGUGUACCGAAACAUAAAAGUGCUGCCUCGUUAGUACAAAAAAUUAGGGAAACAUUUCUGGAGAAUUACAGAGAAUCUGAAUUUGUGGUCGUGUGCGAUGUUAAAAAAGAAAAUCCACAAGUAUUGCAGGAAUUACACGAUUCUCAGGUUAAUUUAAUUCAUGUAUCUUCUACCUCCAAAAAUGCGGCCGAUGAAAAAUUGAGGCAAUCGUUAAGAAGAUUUGCAGAAGUUAAUCCUGCCCCAUCUGCAAUUGUACUGAUCUCAGGAGAUAUAAAUUUUGCUGGUGAUUUAUCUGAUCUCAGAUAUCGCAAAAAAAUUAAGGUAUAUUUGGUACACCAGCAAAAUGUGGCAGAAGCAUUAAUUUUCUGUGCAAACGAGCAUAUUUAUUUAAACAGACUGAUCCAAGACUUACCGAAAAGUGUAGGAAAGAAAUUUGUAGAUUCUAACACUGUGUAUUAUUUAGAAGUGACGAAUUUACCUAAAAAUAUUGAACAGGCCAGAGUAAAAUGUAGGCUUCAAAAGCUGACGGCUAACUGUGGGGGAAAAUGUAUGGAAUUCACUCCAGAUAAAAGCGUAGCUUUUCUUAGGUUUGGAAAUUACGAUUUGGCACUAAGGGCUCAGAAACGUAUACAGGGUGAAGAUGUUUUCGGCAGUAAAAUUAAGGUUUUAUCGCCUUCAUUACGUAGUUAUACAGGACAAAAAAUUAAAAAUGGUGACAACAGGUCUAGUCAGCAGCAACCAUUUAACACCAUACCUCCUCCGCCAUUGCUUGGAUUUGGCGGGUAUCCUUGUAGUUUAUCAGGCUCAGAAGUGAGAGAUUUUGGACAGAGAAGAAGGAGUCAGGAACCGGGUCCAGCAUGUAAGAGUAACCUUUUCCAUCCUAUCAAUCCCAUGGGUCCACCCCCAAUAUCACCCAUGGACAUCAGCUACGAUCAGGUACCUCAGUUCUCCAGAAGCGCCCCAGUCAGCAGACUGGGAACCCCUCAGGAACAACUAAACGCCGCUUUGGGGCCGUAUACCCUUAAUUGUAGCAGGAGAGUGCAUAAAAUCAGCGGAAGUUCUGAGCAAAGUGAUUCAGAACCAAAGAAUUUCCUUUUGAACGAUUCAAGUACAAAAAUACAAAACAAUCAACCGGUGGACUUAAACAUAACAAAUUUAGAUCCUAAUAUCGAAACUAAGGAGCUUAGAAGACUGCUUGGUGCUAUGAUUAAGGAGUAUGUUAUGAUUUUACAUCUCAACGUGGUAGUGCAGGCCGAUGGCACACCAGUGGCCAACCUCAGAGUAUUAAACGCACACGACGCGCAAUACGUCAUAUCUCAGUUACACAGGCAGAAAUUAGGGCACAAAAGAAUCGUGAUAUCUUAUACUCAGAACAAUUCUCCUGAUCCUGAUCAAUUGAAGAUCAUGGUUGUCAAUAUUUUACAGGACAUGCCAGAAAAAAGGAUGCCAUUGUUCAAAUUUAUGGAACAGCUAGAAUUGAAGUAUCACUGCACGGUCUCAGUGUCGGAAGUGAACAAAUUGAAGGAUUCUGUCAAAAUCUACGACGAAAUGGGGUCCAGGAUGAUUUCUUUAACGCAAGAGGCAAAAACUAACCCUACAAACAACUUAUCUCAGAUGAUGGUACCAUACUGUAUAAUUCAUUGUCCGAAAGGUUUACAAAGCAGAGGGUUCUUUGAAUUGAAUUCUGGAUAUAUACCUAGCGUUAUGAUGACAUUGUCACUGUUCACUGCCAAAUUAUUGGCUUUGUUGUCUUUGCAUAUGGGUUCAAUGCCACUUUUAAGCUUUCAAGAAUGUUACGAACAAGAAUACCAUGAAUCCCUCCCUGUAUCAGAAAGCGGUGUUCCCCUAGAACACCUAGUCACAUGCGUACCCAACGUCGAAAUCAAACUAGUCGGUUCGAACAAAAACGUCAAAAUCAUCCAGGAAAAACUGUGUCAGAGUGAAAACGCCGACGACCAAUGCCGUGUAGCGCCAUCUUUAGUCCCCAACGUGAACCUGCUGUGCAGGGAAGUGGUGGAUCUGUUGAAAACGACGGAGAAGUGUCAGCUGUUGCUAACCAAGUUCAUUCCGGCUUAUCAUCAUCAUUUCGGCCGUCAAUGCAGAGUGGCGGAUUACGGUUACACCAAACUCUUGGAUCUGUUUGAAUCUAUUUCUCAUGUAGUUCAGAUCAUGGGCGAUGGAACAAGAAGAAUCAUCACCUUAACCCAUUCAGCUCAAAUUCGUCGCUUCACAUCAGACCUUUUGCGAGUGCUGAAGGUCCAACCGAACAAACAAAUCACCUUUACGGCGUUUCCGGCGGCUUACGAAAAAGUGCUCAACAAACAAUUCAACCCGGUGGAGUACGGACUGUGCACCUUCGACGACCUGUUGCAAGAAGUCUCGGAAACCACCGUAGUGAUCACGAGAUCAACCACUGACAAUAACGUGUUCAUUUCCGUACCGAAAAGGGAACAAACAUCUGAGGAGAUCGUCAGGACCAAGCAAUUUGCAAAUGAGGUAGUAGAUUUAUUAAGGCACACCCCGUACUAUACCAUGCUUUUUAACCGAUUCGUUCCCUCAUACCAUCAUCAUUUUGGUCACCAAUGCAAGGUUUCCGAUUAUGGCUUUACCAAACUAACCGAACUUUUCGAAGCUAUUCCAGACGUGGUAGAGAUAAAAGAACUGCCCGAUGGUGAGCGUAUUGUCUGCCUAACUCUGGACCAAUCGCUGAAAAUCUUGGGAUCGCAGGUUAUCCAGCUCAUUAAAGGUCCAGGAGGGGGCAGCUUAAGAGUGGAUGACUUUCCCAUGUUUUAUUUCAAAGAAUACAAUUAUCCUCUGAAUCCUCAAGUCUACCAGUGUGAAACUAUAGUUGAAGUGGUGGAAAAACUCUCGGACUAUGUUCAGGUAAUCCAUAGCAAUGGUGGGUCAUUGCUUCGUCCAAUCGACAUGGAUAUGCUUCCCGAUAUUCUGAGGGUUAGGAGUUGGGCUCUGUUGCUCAACCCUCCACACGUCAAGGACUUCAACACCUUCAAAUACGAAUACCAGUGCAGUUACAACAGCAGUUUCUCAAUGGAUGCCAUCAGAGAUAUCUCUAACGUAGUUACAAUAUCUUCAAUGAACAACAUGGAAUUCAUAUCGCUAACCGCCCUCUACGUCCUCGCCGCUCAACUAUACUACGUGAUCUGUACCAACGGGGGUUCCGUCCUGUUCUCCCAACUGGAGAAACUCUACAUGGAACACUACAACAAGCCGAUAAAACUGUCGAACUUCAAUAUCAACUCGCCCAACGAGCUGUUCAACUAUUUCAGUUCGAUAUUUUUUAUCAGGAGCAACAAGAAGAAAAGCGUGGUCGUGUUGAAUAGGAACCUUCAAGAACAACUAACGCCAUUAACGAUGAACCAGAUGGAUUGUAAUUUAGCAACAGAAGCUUCUGAUGACAUGGAAAGACAGAAUCAUUGGUGUGUCCCUGGUGGAGGAUCAUCGCAAAACGACGCGUGUCAAGGAGCGAAAAAGAAGUAUUCACCUCCCAAGCCUGAUACUCCUCCAACGCCGGGUUCAGGCUCAAUAUGGAGCACCCCUUCCAAAUAUGAAGGCUCUAUGAGUUUUUCUGUGAGCGUUCCUAUCUCACUGAACCCUACCUUGAUAGGCAACACGGAACAUCUAGUCUCACCUGCCCGUUAUUUAACAUCCAACCCUUGGAAUUCACCCAAGACCUUGAUGGUACCGCCCGAGCCAGCAGAACUACCAUUGCCUGAUAAGUUAUUACGUAAAAAUUUACUCAAAGAAGGAAUGUCCGAUGAUAGUGCCGACUCUGGAGUUAAUAUCAAAUUGGAUAAUUCCCCGUCAGAUUACGAAUUUGAAUCUUCCUCUUCUGAUAAUCAAGGUGUACCAAAGAAACUUUACAGCACCUUUUUAAAUUUCAAAUAGAUGUCGCCCGGUGUCCGCAGCAUGAAAAUACUUCUAGGAGUCUUUGUAUAGUUAGGUUGUAAAUUUUGUUAACCCUACUUUUUUCUAAGGCUAGAUGAGAUGCUAGAUGAGAUACGUAUAUACAUAUUAAGUCAUUCUUCUUAAGUAAGAGUCUGAGGCUGUGAGAAAGAGCAUAUAAAUUCUUAUUUUAAAAUAUUUACUCGUUUUAAGUGCUGAAAAAAAUCACCUAAAUAUAAGAAAAUUAUGUUGUUUUUAUGGCUUAAGAUUCCUCUUAUUCGUUUUCUGUUAUGAAAUGAAGUGUUUACCCUUCUUUACCUCUUUAUUGCUGUAUUUAAUGCUAUAUUUUAAAUUUAAGUAGCAUCUAGUUUGAAAUAAAAAGACCUUGUCCUCAUUUACAUUCCUUUUAAAAUAAUUGUGAAUAUUUUGUAAAAGUUGAUUUUAAAUGUUUGUGAAAAAAGUUGAUAUCAUAUAUUUCUCAAUUGUUAGGUUAUUUAUUUUUAUUGUGUUCUCCCCAAAGGGCCUUUAUAUGAUAUCAACUUUUAUAGUCAUGUUUUGUAAAAUUAAUUGUGUAAGAUUAAUUUAAAUUGUGAUGUAAUUAUGAAGCAUCAUUUCUUUCUGUAAUAUGCCAGCCUUUUACAAUUUUAUAUAACUUAUUUUUAUAAUAUUUUUAUUUGUGACAAAUUCGUGUAGAGUUUAGGCAUAACUAUAUAUCUGUACUUAAAAUAGAUCGUAAUAGUAUUUGCCAAAAAGAUUGUGGAUGUAAUAUUAAUAUUUUCAAUAAAUAAAUGUUUCAAAUUA
Messenger RNA from Sitophilus oryzae (rice weevil), 5223 nucleotides. RefSeq names its product meiosis regulator and mRNA stability factor 1 (gene Marf1). Gene Ontology annotation, molecular function: CCR4-NOT complex binding; mRNA base-pairing post-transcriptional repressor activity; RNA nuclease activity. Gene Ontology annotation, biological process: post-transcriptional gene silencing. Gene Ontology annotation, cellular component: cytoplasm; peroxisome. The transcript is spliced from 23 exons. Bases 238 to 4425 code for a protein of 1395 amino acids. NCBI's taxonomy places the organism in Eukaryota, Metazoa, Arthropoda, Insecta, Coleoptera, Curculionidae. The record is from RefSeq and is a predicted model, not a curated record.